Messenger RNA from Rhododendron vialii, 856 nucleotides. RefSeq lists its product as uncharacterized. Gene Ontology annotation, biological process: proton motive force-driven ATP synthesis. Gene Ontology annotation, molecular function: proton transmembrane transporter activity. The coding region runs from base 199 to 567 and encodes 122 amino acids. Lineage: Eukaryota; Viridiplantae; Streptophyta; Magnoliopsida; Ericales; Ericaceae. The record is from RefSeq and is a predicted model, not a curated record. The transcript has 3 exons.
GCUAUCGUAGAGAGCAAGAAGAACAAUCUCAAUCCCUUCUCGCUCGCUCUCUCUCUCUCUCGAUAAAAUCUCAGAAAUCAAUCACAAACGAGAAAAGCCAAGCGGCGCGAACAGCGUAGACGAAAUACAACCCUCGUCGUUUUUCCCUUCGCAAAUUAAACUGACUUUGAUGCAUUGUAGGUGUAACUUGAGUCAGUUAUGGCGUCCAAAUUGAAACAAUUGCAAUCCACGGCAUGUCAAGUUCAGAAACUGGUGGCAAAGCAUGGAACUGGAUACUACAAGCAGUUGUUGGAGGAGAACAAGCAGUACAUUCAGGAGCCACCCACUCUGGAGAAAUGCAACCUCUUGUCCAAGCAGUUGUUCUACACUCGUCUUGCUAGUAUUCCUGGUCGUUACGAGUCAUUCUGGAAGGAACUUGAUCACGUCAAGCAUUUGUUGAAGAACAGGAAUGAACUGAAGGUCGAGGAUGUUGGAAUUGCCGCUCUCUUUGGACUCGAGUGCUUUGCAUGGUUUUGUGGAGGUGAGAUUGUUGGAAGGGGCUUUACAAUUACAGGAUACUACCCAUGAGAACGACCAGUUGGAAAAUGUGUUUCGGAUAUUGAUGUUUGAGAGAGUUCUGUCAACAUUACAGUGAUUUAAGUCGCUGGCACUCUACAUGCUAGAUUUUGUUUUUUCUUUUUCUUCGUGUUUUCAAAAUUUUGAUGCUGAGGAAUUAAUAGUCUGAGGCCGGAUCGCUUUUAAUAAUCCUCAUGUUCGGUAAUUUCUCCCGCCCGUGUGAAAGUGACUGAUGGGUAAACUUCAUAGUUUUUUCGUUAUUCUUGUUGAAGCUUCUGCAACUUGUGAUGCUCCAAGUUUA